CGGAGUUGCAAAGUUGCUGCUUCCGCUGACGAGCUGGCCGCGUGGUUAGCUGGUUGUGUCCCUUCGGCGAUGUGCCUGACCACGCUUGUGUUAGUAGAGCAUGUGUACUUCCCACGUACUUUUCCGACUGUCGAAUGGGAUCUCCGCUGGCGUUCGUUCGUCGUUUACUUCCGUCCGGAUGCCCAAGUUCGAGGGAGGUAAGGUCUCGUGGCAAUGGUGGAGGAGGAUUGCCCCUCAGCUUGAUAGAUGAACUGGCGGUUGCUGCCGCUGCGACUCGGAACUCGGCUAUGAUUCCGUUCGUGAUUGUUGAGGCGCGUUUCCUGCGCGCGGGCUGUCUCGGAUGGUUCGCUUCCAGGCCGGCAGAGAACAGCUGUUACUUCUUUGUCGGUCGUCUCGCCUCUGUGGCAAGUGGAGGUGACAAGUGGAGCUGGCUUCAAGCUUGCUUGCUCCUCGCUGCUCUGAUCUCCCUUCCUUCGUUCGUGAGGAGCGGGAGGUGCGGUACUCGGUGGCUGACGGUGACUUCGGGGUCGGGCUCCGGCGAUGGCCGCUCACGCUGGGCGAUGGCGGCUCGCGCCGGGCGAUGGCCGCUCGCGCUGGGCGAUGGCCGCUCGUGCUGGGCGAUGGCGGCGAGGUGGGAUUUUCUGGCCCCGCACUGUGGAUCCAUGGCGACAGUGAUUGAGGUGAAGACAGACAAUCCCCCGGUCUUCCCACAGACCUGGAAAUUUCAGAUUGAAAGCAGAUCAGUCGAAGUCAAAGUGUCAACCAAGUCCUCCCCGAUCUGCUUUCGGUGCAGAGAAAGAGGCCACAUGGGAACAAACCCAAACUGCCCCAAGUAUCCGAAUCAACCGAAGGAACGAAAACUCCUCCCCAACAUGUUAGUGGAGGUGGAGGACGCCCCGGGCAUUUGGUUCAUUCCGGACAGUAACUACAAUGGGUGGGUGUUCGACGACAAUCUGGAGGUUCUGGACUGGGCAUGGCAUUACGCCGACCAGGAACCAGAAGUUAAAAAACCCAAUGUCUUCCCCCCGGCUGACAACAGAUGGCAGAAAAGAGCCACAGGGAAGGUAGCGGGCAACCCGUCGAAAAUCACCACUGACCCACUGAUCGAUUCACGGGUUAUCAAGGAAGAAAAGGAUAGAGAAGACUUGUUAUGGGAUUUGGAAGCAGUGAAAGAACAAGCAAUACUACACUUCAACAAGGACUCGACGGACUUCAGAAGCAUGUUGUUAAAGAUGGAGCAAACAUCAACUCAAAACAGAAUAGGGGCUCAAACAGACAACAAAAGGACCAUGGAAAACGGAAAGACACAAGGGAUUCAGGAAGGGGGCCUAAAGAGGAGGAAGGCAGUGGAUGCGCAAGAGGAGGUGGUAAGCCUUCCAGCAGACAAAGAAGGAGAGGAUGGGAGAACAGAUUCGGGAGGAACUGGGUCUGAGAAAACAAGUGAGAGUGGCAAAGGGGAAGGGGACAACAAAGUAUCGGAUAGUGAGGGGGAUUCUCACAGAUCUCUGCAGUGGCUCAGGGACUAUGUAGAGAAGGUGAAGAGGGAGAGGGAACAGGCCUUUGACAUUCGGGCAGCCUGUCACAAGUAUGCAGAAAGAUCUCAGAGAAAUGGUAAGAAGGGGAUGGGCGAAGUUGGGAAAUUAAGCAACCAAUUUGACGUUCUCAGGACAGUGAAAGCGGAAGAGUUAUCAGAAUACACAGCAUUCAGGUAUGCAGAAAAGAAGAGAGCAAGGGAACAGGGAGUGAAAGACAGAGAUAGAACAGCUCCAAAGUCGAAGGACGACUUCCAAGAUCUGCGCCCAAAGAAGUGGAAAUCCGGGCAAAAUCAGAAGAAGAAGAACCCGAACAUGACUCAGUCCGACUUUGAGGAAGAAUCAGCGCGCACACGGCUGGAAAAGGAAGCGGCAGUGGUAAUUGCACAAACGGAGGAGGUGAACAAACUGAAUGACGAAUACUCAGCAGAAUUUACAACGAUCACACACAUUGUGGGAUCAGGCUCCUCUGGUGGUAGAGACAGCCAAGUCGUCAAGACUGGCACUGAUGAACAUCCGCCCCUUGAUUGCUGCAAGCACUCAGAGCAUGGUAGACACUCACCUCAGGCAUUCUCACCAUUGAUAGUCAAGCUGUCAAACAAAGAAAUUCUGAGUUCAGGGAUGAGAUGGAGGUCGUGGAGAACGAUCCAAGUUGUGCCCUAUAGUGUCUUGGCCGGUUCGUGCCUACCGGCUGAACUGGCAGCAGUUUCACUGGCUCAAUUGGUUACUACAGGAAUGUUGGAGGGCAAUGGUGACUUGGAUGCAAGGGCAUACCCGGUGGACUGGGAGAGGUUUUAUAGGAGUGACGAAUCUGAGGGGGAGGACCAGGCAUGGCAUUCAGAUGACGAGAAGGAAGAAGAUGACCAGGAGGAUGCGAUGGACUCAGACAAUGAGGUGAAGAGUUGUUUGUGAUCCCCAGAAAGGAGAUGGAUAAGAUGACUAGUGUAGAACAGCCCACGACAGACCCCCAAGGGGGGGAGGGACUGCUGGACAUGGACACGGGGGGGGGGGCGCCUUCGUAGAUCCUUCAAUGAACUGUUGUUAACUCG
Molecule: messenger RNA, 2581 nt
Organism: Chara braunii
Lineage: Eukaryota; Viridiplantae; Streptophyta; Charophyceae; Charales; Characeae
Source: the annotation of a GenBank genome assembly